UCCGUCCUGCACACGACCCUGCCGGCACCGGGUCCCCCCACCCAGCACUGCCCACCCCAGCCCUCCCGGCACAGGGAGCCCCAUUGCUCCAACCCCUGAGCAACACGACACAGUCGCCCCGAUGCAGCCCCAGGCAUCGCCCCCACCCCUGCCCUUGGGAAGGCAGGGGGCCGCAGCUGCCAAUGUCCUGCUGCUGCCAGGGGGGUCGCGGGUGCUGCAGAGAGCCCAGGCCCCGGCCGUGCCCCCCUGCAGAGGAAGGCAAAGCCCCCCAGUGUGCACCAGUCUGAGCAGGGGGGAAAUCCCUGCCUGCCCCAGUGCAGCGCAGGGCUGAGCCCUCCAGCCAGGACCCUGCGGGGUUGGUGCUGGCGGGAGCAUUGGCACAGCCCAGUCGCACACACAGCUCCCAGCCCAGUGUGGGGCUACAUCGCAACUCACACCCCAUGCUCAGGACUGGCUGAAACAGGUGCUGAGCAGUGUGGACAGCACAUGGUGAGCCGUGUCUGUGCCCAGGAUCCGUGUCGCUCACCCAUCCCACCAUUGCUGCUGUGGUUUGGGGGCCCCGUUGCCUUGCUGCUGCCAGGGAAGGGCUAGGGCGGCACCAGGCAGCUGCCGGCCGCCCAGGGACGAGGGGCAGAGUCCAGGACUCAGCCCUGCUCCCCUGCCCAGGGCUCUGCUUCCCCAGCCCGGAGUCUCCCGGGGAGGCAGCUCCCAUCCUCACACCCCUGCCAGGUGAGUGGGGUUCAUAGGGACCCCUGGGGUGGGACAUGGCCAUGCAGCCUCCAGGUCCCAGCCAGGCCGACAGGGGGCAAGGGGCAAGUGGGAUAGGGCUGCUCUGAGGCCCGUGGGUGGUGGGAUGGACCUGGAACGAAGCACCUCUGAGAUGGGGAGCUGGGGGGAGCUGGCAUUUAUAGGGACAGGGACCCCCGCCCUGCUGUCCAGAGCUCCCGGCAAGGCCAGCCUCUGGGUGCAGGGAAGCCGUGGGAUGCUCCCCUCAAUGUGAAGGAUGACCUUGAGCAAAGGUACUGGGGAAACAUUCAGGAGAAGCCACUUGUUCCCUGCCACCGCCCCCACCGUGGCUAGGGCAGGGCCCUGCUCUCUACCCAGGCACCUUGCACUGGGCUCUGGGGUGGUUUCGUGCCAAAUAUCCGACGAUCUUAGCAUGUGCCAUGAGAGCACCGUGGCUGGAGCAGGUAGCCUUGCAUCCUCACCAGCUGUGCCAGGGUGGCCUGGGAAUGCAGGAGGCUGCAGAGCCGCACGGCCCCUGUCCCUGCCCCCUCUGUGCACCUGGGAAUGAAAGCUGGGACCUCGGCUUUUAAGCAAUGUUUGGUCCCAGGUGUGGAAAAGCCGGGGUGCUUUUCUCGGGAUAGCAGAUUUGAGGCUAGAAGCCCCACAAGGCUAAGGAGGGGAAUGACGGCAGCAUUUGGAAAGGAUGAAGUGCACGGGGACAGUAAUGGAAGCAGCAGGCCUGAAGUGUAGGACGAGGAUAAGGGAAGCUAAAGACCCCCGGCCAAGCACCAUGUGUGGCAGGGCCCAUGGCAAGGGCAACAAAAGAAAUCAUGGCAGUGACUGCCUUGUGUGGCUCAGAGGUUGGACACGGGGUUUGUUUGGGCUGGUCUGGGCAGGGUUGAUCCUGCCUCACGCGGGGCCUGGUCUGGAUGUGGCCCCGGGGGCUCCCUGCCAGCAUCACGGCUCUAUGAUAACAGCCAACUACAGCCAAGACUUUGUCUAGCCGGGUCUUAAACACUUCCAAGGAUGGAGGCUUCCCCACCGCUCUGGGGAGCCUGGUCCAGUGCUUCACCACCCUCCUCAGGAGAGAGGUUUUUCCUAAUGUCCAACCUCAACUUCCCUUGCUGCAGCUUGAGUCCAUUGCUCCUUGUCCUGCCAUCUGCCCCCACUGAGACCAGUCCAGCUCCAUCCUUUUUGCAGCCCCCCUGCAGGGAGGUGAAGGCUGCUAUUCAAUCCCCCUCCGUCUUCUCUUCUGCAGACUCAAUCAGCCCAGUUCCCUCCGCCUCUCCUCACCAGCCCCCAACCAUUUUCAUUGCCCUCCGCUGGACUUUCCCCAAUGUGUCCACAUCCUUUCUGUAGUGGGGGGCCCACAGCUGGACACCGGACUCCAGAUGUGGCCUCCCCAAUGCUGAAUAGAGGGAAGAAUCACUGCCCUUGAUCUGCUGGCAGCGCUCCUACCAGUGUAGCCCAGGAUGCCAGUAGCCUUCUUGGCACAAGGGCACACUGCUGGCUCCUGUCCAGCUUCUUGCCCCCUGUCCCCCCAGGUCCUUUUCUGCAGAGCUGCUGCCCAGCCCGUCACCCCCCGCCUGCCCCGGUGCAGGGGAUUGCUCCUCCUCAGUGCAGGACUUUGCACUUGUCCUUGUUGAACCUCAAAUCUCUGUGCGCAAUGGGCCUGGUCACGUGUUGCCGGGCUGCUGCGCAGCUGCAGGAACAGGUCGAACAGGAACCUGUCCCAGCUAGUUCAGACAUGCCUGGAGCAAGGGCUGGGCCGGCUGUGACCUGGGGAUACCCAGCCCAUCCGGGGGUCCCCAGGGCACGCAGCUGCUGUCCCUGAUGUGGCAAGGCUCCCACCAGCACCCGGCUCUCUGCUCCACUAGCUGCUCUGGGCACAAGCCAUGAAGGAUGCCUGAGUUGAGAGCAUUUCCCCGAGUGCCUGCUGCCCCCCCGUCCCUGGGGCCUGGAUAGCGCCUCGCCGCCCUGCUUCUCCCUGAGCAAGGAACAGAAAUGGUGAACGUGUCACGUCGCCUCUCCUGCAGCACCAGCUUCUUGGUAUUUCUGCAUCAGUAUUUUACCUUCUGCAGCCAGGAACGACUGGAAGCACUUUGUGCCUGUAGCGGGCUGGCUGGCGAAGGCUGGCAGCAGGCUGCACACGCCAGGCGGAGGAGUGUGCAGGCUUGCGGGGACCACAGCCGGACAAGCCGGACCGCAGGGCUGCCGGAAGGCCUGGGCCAGCGGCUGCAGAUACCUGGUCGGCCGCAGGAGGUGAAAGGCUCCUAGGGAAGGGAGCUGGAGGAGACUGAGGCAGAAGAGAGCAGAAAGAGGAAGGAGGUAGCUGAAGGACGCUGCCCUUGAAGGUGUUUAAGACCCAGGCCCACGAGGACGUGAGAUCGUAAUGGCCCAGUACCGCAUCCGGCCCUACGAGGACGGGGACUAUGAAGCCGUGCGCACCAUCUUUGCUGAUGGGAUCCAUGAGGUUGCCCCAGCCAUGUGGUCCGAGCUGCUGAAGUCCCUGAAAACCCACCUCUUCCUCCUGGGGCUGUUCCUCGUGGGACUCGCAGCCUCCGGGUCCAUCCUCCUCGCCCUGCUGCCCAUCGCGGUCAUCCUGGUCGUGGCCUGGAGGUCGAUGAAGUCCAUAGGCACCGACUACGUGCAGCUGGCUCUGCGCACCGACCUGCGGGACAUCCGCAGCACCUACCUGGGGGCCACCAACACUUGCCUGUGGGUGGCCGAGGCCAGCGGGGCCGUGGUGGGGCUGGUGGCCGCCGUCCAGCCACAGGACCCGACGGAGAGGGGCACCGUGCUGGAGCUGAAGCGCCUGUCGGUGCGGCAAGCAUACCGGGGCAGGGGCAUCGCCCGGGCACUGUCCAGGACUGUGCUGCAGUUCGCCCAGGAGCACGGGUACCGGGCGGUCGUGCUGGAGACCUCCGUGGUGCAGCGCGCAGCACAGCAGCUGUACGAGCGCCUGGGCUUUCGGCUGGUGGCGACCGAGUGCCCCUCGCUCCUUGCCCGCCUGCUCCAGUUCUACAUCCUCCACUACCACCUCGACAUCCCCGCGGCACCCUGACACCUCCUGCAGAGCCACGGGGGCUGCAAGGUCUCCACCGACCCCAUCCAGCUCCCCCGAGUUUGACCUUCAGUCUCCUGAAUGCCAGCCAGGGAGCCCCCCUCGCCCAGGGUCCCGUCCCCCCACCAGCAGGAGUCGAUGUUAUCCCAACCCGGCAGUCCUAGAGCAUUGCUUCUCACCCAGGUGCCAAGAGAUCCUUUCAAGGGGAUGCAUGAUACAGGCCCGUCACGUCUGCACGCGAAUCGCAAGAAACCAGUCAAAAUCCAGAGGGUCACAACCCCCUGCCCCGCUGGGACUGGCAGUUCAUUGCCAUGAGGAAUCGCUUUAUUUCUUGGGGGUCAAGAAGUGUGACUCCUCAGAGCCGGCAUUUCCUGGGGGUCCCUGAGCCGAGCAAGGGGUCCGUGGCUCCGCGGCAGUCCCUCCCGGGUGCUCAGCACGUCAGAGACGUCCUUGCCUGCUUUGCUGCACAGCUUUACCUGGAUCACAGGUAACCUCGCGGGUUGGCUACGGGCAAGAGGCAGCAGCAGAUCCACAGCCCGGCCUUUUACUUGCUCACAGCUCAAGGCAGGAAAACAAACACUUCUCCCAGUGCAAUGACUCUCCUCCGCUGGGGACGUGGGUCCGCUUGAACUGGCUCUUUCCAAAUACGCUUGUCUCCACAAUGACAGGCACCUGAUGCUAAUGGUCUGAUGGUUCAUCUUGGCUUGGAGUCAUUUAAAUUUCCUUUUGGGUCUAGAACGAACCUGGCUUCUUGGGGCCGUGAAAGGUGUCGGGUUGUCGGGGUUUUUGGACAUCCAAAAAGAAGGAUCACUUAUCGCCUUCCCUCACCAUGAUGAGGCUCUGCUUGUCCUCAACCUGCUCUCCCCCUGAAAACUGAUGGUAUCCAUAAACAGGUGCGGCUUAGCUGCUUUACGAACAAAAA
Molecule: messenger RNA, 4712 nt
Organism: Alligator mississippiensis (American alligator)
Lineage: Eukaryota; Metazoa; Chordata; Crocodylia; Alligatoridae
Product: putative N-acetyltransferase 8B
Exons: 2
Coding region: 3119-3790 (223 amino acids)
Molecular function (GO): N-acetyltransferase activity
Source: RefSeq, a predicted model, not a curated record